AUGGUGGUCCGCAGAGCAGUUUUUAUUCAAUCAUUGAUUGUGGUGGUCUACGUUCUUUUUAACAAGCAAGCCGGUAACGUUGUGGUUUUAAACUGAUAAUAUAUUUUUACACUUGGCUUGCAUUCCUUUAACUUUCGAAAACGUCCGUUAAAUGAAAUCAACAAAACCAGACAAUAAUAAUUUAGUAACAAUUUAGCCUUAAAUAAGAUGAUUCUCCCGGGAAAAAAAUCCGGAUCCAAGAUGGCGUACAAUAGACCAUCUCCUGUUGUCAACUUUGUACUUUUAUUGUUUUCAGUACCAAAUGUGAGACUGAAGUUGAACGUUCCGUUUGAUGAAAACUUCGUUAGUUAACUUUUUUUGUGGAAAUAAUGGUGAAAAAUGUUAGUUAGCAACAAUUAAAAAAAAUGAUCACAUAAUAAAGUAAAAAGGGUUGUAUCAAAACAAGGUAUAACUCCGGCCUCCAAUCCUAAAAACGUAAAAUGGGCAAUUUCGUAGCGUAAAGCACUUAGCAUAAACUUUCCCACACGUUCUACAAAAUCAACGCUUUAAGUGUUAGCUAUCUUACACUAUUCUAUAGAGUUGGGGGCAAGAUGAAAAAAUCCAUCUUCCAUAUAUGUCAAAAGUUCGGUAUGAGAAGGAUGAAAGUUUGUUACUGACAGUAACAUUUUUUAUUAAUUUAAAUUCCUUGGCAAAUCGUAAUUCUAGUCCGUCUCCACACCUUAUACUAUUUCGGUAUAUAAGAUUUCCUUUAAUCAUAAUUUCCUUUUCAGUUUGCACUCGGGCCAGUUCCUCUAAUUAUUCACCUAAUAAUACACCAACAUGUGAACAGAAAGUACGUAUACCAUGGAAACCUGGCACACCACCCUACCUGACAACAAGACGUUGCUUGAAUGAAUGCGGGACCUGCUACACAAAGCACGAAAAAAAUUUCGACCAGGCGUGCAAAUAUCAGAAGAAAUGCUGUGCGUUCAAUUUCACCAAG
Messenger RNA from Porites lobata, 982 nucleotides. Lineage: Eukaryota; Metazoa; Cnidaria; Anthozoa; Scleractinia; Poritidae. The record is from the annotation of a GenBank genome assembly.